Colletotrichum gloeosporioides is the source of this 1398-nucleotide messenger RNA. RefSeq lists its product as uncharacterized. The transcript is spliced from 4 exons. The record is from RefSeq and is a predicted model, not a curated record. The coding region runs from base 1 to 1398 and encodes 465 amino acids. Lineage: Eukaryota; Fungi; Ascomycota; Sordariomycetes; Glomerellales; Glomerellaceae.
AUGUCCGACGACUUUGCUACAGAGGCGUUUGCGCUUCUGGGCGUGGGGCUCGGAGUCAUCGCUUUGCGGACGUAUGCGCGAAUUAGCGCCGUCGGCGUGAAGCAUCUGCAGGCGGAUGACUAUUUGAUGCUUCUUGUCGCAUGCACAUAUUCGGCCGAGACUGCUCUCGCAUAUAGCGUCGGAGCAUACUGGCAAGGGCUUGCGAACAAUGGCAUGACGGAUGAACAGAGGAAAAAUCUAGAUCCCAUUAGCGAAGAGUACAGGAUAAGAGUCAACGGGUCAAAAACACAAAUUGCGGGAUGGAUCACGUACAGCUGUCUGGUGCUCUGGCCCGCGAAAGCCGCCAUGUGCACCUUUUUCCUUCGCCUCACGGUGCGUCCAAUCCUCGAGACAUGCGGUUACGGCCACGAAGCUGACAGAUACGUGCAGGAAGGACUUCAUAACUUCCAAAAGCGAAUUUACGGAGGUUUCGCACUGAUUGUGAUUACAUGGCUCACGGUGUUCUUCUCAAUAAUCUUCAGCUGCUUUCCGACGCACAAGAACUGGCAAAUCUACCCCGACCCAGGGAAUGUAUGUCAACCUGCGAUUUCCAAGGUCAACAUUCUCGUCACUGUCGUCUUGAACGUUUUGACCGAUCUCUAUCUUAUGAGCAUCCCGAUCCCAAUGCUAUGGUUCUCAAAGUUGCCCUUGAGGAAGAAGCUGGGACUGAUUGUACUUUUUUCGGGAGGAAUAUUUGUGACGAUGGCAGGAAUCCUGCGCUGCGUCCUCAUUAUAUCGGUAGGCUACAGUCGCAUUCUCCGUGUUCGGGCCAACCUAAUACUUUCUCAGGACCCCGUCAAUGGCGCUUCACAAGCAGGAUCGUGGGCCGUUCGCGAGACUUUCGUCGCGGUUGUCACUACCAACGUUCCCAUGAUCUUUCCCCUCAUCCGCAGGUGGUUUAGCCCCAUUUUUGGCACCGUCGUCAGCACCCUACCUCUCAGCAACACGAACAACAAGUACGGCUCGAAAGGACCCAAUUUGCCUCAACCCGGAAGCAUCAAGCUCGACGACGUGCCGGAUAGCAAGAACCGCAAAAAGGGACGACAGCCGUUCAGCCAGUACCCCAUCACCGAGAUCACCGGAACAGGUAGUGAGGAGCAUCUGAACCAGCCGCGGAAUACACCACCAAUGCCAACGUCUGGAGGGAUCAGCAAAAACGUGGAGAUCACGAUUGAAGAGUCCAAGCGGGAUAGCAGAAGAGAACUGGAUAGUAGAUCGGAGGAUAGCCUUGAGAGGGGAGACGCGUAUUUCACGGUUGACGUCAACGGCGGUGGGGACAGGGGACAUGGUAUGAUGCCAGGAACGAGUCGACGAGAAAGUUUUAAGGCGCCGGGCAAGAGGAAAAAUGGAAGAUACUAA